Messenger RNA from Cherax quadricarinatus, 7687 nucleotides. Lineage: Eukaryota; Metazoa; Arthropoda; Malacostraca; Decapoda; Parastacidae. The record is from RefSeq and is a predicted model, not a curated record.
ACUGGAAUGACGACUGCUGGAACCUCUGUGGCGCCACCCUCUAGCAGGCCUGCUUACCUCAGAGACCUGCUUACCUUAGAGACCUGCUUAGUCUAGAGGUCUCGUUAGCCCCUAGGCCUAGCGAUCCUGUAAGCCUAGUUACCUUGCUCACUGCCUGCACUGUGGUUAUGCAAGAAAUAUAUUCAGGAAAAUAAAAUAAAUCGUUGAGUGUAAUGUGUUAGAAGGACUGUAUACUGAAAAAAAAAUGUGACAAGUGAAGGGUUUAUUCCAGUUGUUGUGUUGAUCCAAGGUAAGAAAAACAUGGUCGUGACACGAUAGUUGUGAAAGCUGUGAGUGCAGUGAGUGCCUCUGUGAGGCACUAACUACAAGCAUGUCUGAUCAUAAGAAGUGGAAAGAAUGGGUGGAGUGUGUUCCUAGUUUCUACGUGUCGACGGAGCCAGGACCCUCGUGGAGGUAUGCAAGUCCCGUCACUACACCAGUCACUACAGCAGUCACUACCACCUCACCAGCCACACUUAACAGUACUUCACUCUCGCCCUCAAAGGCCAAGAGAGCCUCUGGGGUUACUAUUGCACUGCCUCCAGCAUCCAUCUGUGGUGAUCCUCUCUCCACCACAGCCUGGAUCACUGGCGCCUCGUCUAGUGCCACUGCCGCGUCUAUAUACGUCACUCCGACGAAUACCUACCUCACCGGCACUUCUACCUAUGUGACAGCCACUGCCAGCUCUACCUAUGUGGUAGCCAGCUCUACCUCCGCGGCUGCCAGUUCUACCUACGUAAUAUCUCCAAGCUAUGUCAUCCCUUCCCCCAGCUUCGUCACUGCUACCCCAGCAUCCAGCAACUAUCACCGUCUCUACUACACCACACACAGGAUGCAGAGUGUGGUGGUGGGUGGUGAGGGUGAUGGUGGCGUGGUGGUGGAGACGGGGCGCACCGCCCCCUCCUUCCUGACCCCACACACACAGGACAAGGAGGAUGUCUUCUCAACCAGUAUCAUUUCAUGCAGCACGGACCGUGAAGAAAUGGAUUUCCGGAAAAGUAUGCUGCGGAUGGAGGAGGAGCUUCACAACCUGCAGCUCCACUCACAGCGCUCCACGCCCCUGGAACCCUGCCCUCGCCUGCAGCAGGAAGGUUGCGAGGACAUGAGUCCUGACUCUCCCACGGGGGUCCAGGUCAGGUACAGGGACGGUCACAGGGUCAACUGGUUCGAGGGAAUCAUCGGCUGUCUCAGACCUGUCUGGACCAUCAUCGGAAAGGCGGCGCUCAGCGAGAAACAAGCACAGAGUGAGUUCACUUUUUUUUUUUUAUUUUUAGUUUUAAAGACUAUUCUGGCUUCAGUUUUACGCCGAAAUUAUGCUGCGGAUGGCAGGAUGAGCUUCCACAACCUGCACGCUCCACUCAAGCGUCCACGCCCCUGGAACCCUAGCCCUCGCCUGCAGCAGGAAGGUAUGCGAGGACAGAGUCCUGACUUCCCCGGUGGGUCCAGUGUCAGGAAGAUGGCACUUUCAGAAACUGGAAAAGGGAUAGGUAGCUUCAUGUGCAGUACUUGGAUAUCCUUAAUGAUCUAUUGCAUUUGCUUUUUUCCUUUAAGUGGUUUACAGUUUACUUCAUUAUUUAUGGACCUUUUCAGUGUCCUCAUUGGUAGCAAUCAAGAAGUGAAAAUAAGCGAUUUUGGAACUUGCCGAGAGUGGAAUGACGUCAGCACGCGAAUGAGUUUUGCAGGAACGUUGGCCUGGAUGGCACCAGAAGUUAUUCGUAAUGAACCUUGUAAUGAGAAGGUUGAUAUAUGGUCUUUUGGUGUAGUAUUAUGGGAGCUGCUGACUUGCGAAAUCCCUUACCGUGACGUCGACAAUUCUGCCAUCAUCUAUGGUGUGGGUUCCAACUCCUUACAUUUACCCAUCCCCUCCACCUGUCCUGACGGCUUUAGAUUAAUUGUUCAGAUGUGUUGGAACAGUAAACCUAGAAAUAGGCCAUCUUUUAAAUAUAUUCUGAUGCAUCUUGACAUUGCCGCUGUAGAAAUUCGCAGCACUCCUCCAGAAACAUAUUUUAAAACCCAGAUGUCAUGGAAGGCAGAGAUUCGACAACAAAUGGCAUCUAUGAACUCUAGAGGGUCACAUAUUCCACGUAUAGAAGAAGAUUUGGUGAAACGGCGUCAUGAUGAGCUCAAACAUGCGCAGGAUAUACGUGAGCAUUGGGAACGAAAACUGGUAAUUGCUAAUGAUUUGUACCUAGAGCUGUCUGCAGCAAUGCUUCAACUUGAACAACGAGAAAAAGAGCUUCUGAAGUCGUCUUCCAGGCGGGAGCAUGCAAACCAAAUCCACAAAGGUAAACGGAGAAUUGUGCGACCAUUAAUUAAAGCCCAAGAGCGACUGCAGGCACGUAAAGGAAGUCAGCUUACGUCUUCCAACCCAACUAGUCCAGAGGCCCCAUCUUGUGUUCUCUCCCCUUCCAAGUGUUCUUCGAACCGGCCGAAAAAGCCUCUGUAUACAGAAAUAGGAACAAAUAAUAUUCCACUGUCCACAACUCGCCCUGCCUCGCUUCACGUUUCUCAAAAUCACACUCGAAUAACUUCUCCAUCUCAUACUGGAGGAGCUGCACCAGAGUCAGGCCAUCAAGAGUCUGAUUUUACACGUGGUGGGUCAGGGUCAAGUCGACGGCGUUCUCGUCAUCAACGCAACAAAAGUCAUGGGGGUGUUGUAGCGUAUGUAAGCUCGGCUACUAGUCCCAAGCAUUGUGUGGUGCCAGAUAAAAGGGGAUACAGUUUAAGUCCAAGUCAAGAAAGAGUUCCUAUAUUGGUAGACUCAGGAACUCAGACAGAUCACAUGGAUAUGAGUGAAACAGACACAUCUCCUGUCAAGACUCCAGGGCCAAACAAACCAUCCACCCUCCCUCUUCAGCAAGAAGAGACAGAUACAGGUGGAGGUAGUAAGCCGCCCUGUGGCCACAGUGUUCUAGAGACGAGUCCUAAUGGUAAUACAAUCCCAGAACAGAGUCCAUGCUGUGAACAUUGUCCAAGACAACAGUAUCGACGCUUCACCUCAACAGAUUCAAACGAUUCAAAUAAAAAUUUUCCUAUAGCUGAUCCAGUGGUAGCUAGACUGAGUGAAGGUAGACAAGAAUAUACUAUUGAGGAAACUCUUCAGAUACUUAAUAACAAUGAGGAUGAUGUAGAUAUUUUACACCAACUGGGUGAUAAAUGGGAUGCAAUUGAAAGAGUUCUUGCAGAUAAAAAAGCUUUACCAAAUGGCUACAAAGUUAGGCAUGGACCUCUUAUGAGAUUUGAUAAGCCUAUCCCAGAAAGUGAAUUUUCAGAAUCUACGCCAGUGGAUGUCAAGCAACCAAAAUUAGAGGGAAUGUCACAGAGUCAGUCUUCAAACACUACAAAUGAAGCCGAAGAGGAAGAGAGGAACUCGAGUAUUGAUCAAGAUAUUCUAAAUAGGAAUUCUGACAUGGUAGCCUCCAGUGAACUGGAUUCAAGUCAUGAUUCAGUUGGUCAUGAAGUUUCAGCUUCAGAAGAAGAUGAAGAUGACUGUGAUGAUGGGUCACUGGAUGGUAACUAUCAAGUCCUCAAACGAAGAUGCUUCAUGCGUCGACCCAUACCAAGGAGCAAGAACCAUCGUUCUGUUUGUAUGACACGAUCUACACAGAGUACACAAAGUAGUGAAGGUGGGGUGUCAGAAGAUGAGCCUGGCCCUUCUAUCAGAGGAGGAUACUAUAAUCGAAGAGCAGUUAUUCACGAAGGAGUUGGCCGGUACCCAUCUAGGCUAAUGAAUGGUGCUGGCCCCUCCCAUGUCAGUGACACAUCAGAUUCUGAGGAUGAUAAUGGAGAUGCCAUAAGUGUAAAGGCAGUAGCACCUAUAAUUCUUCAAGACAACACUAGUGUUGGACCAGGAAAUAACCCUAAUAUGGAGUCAGUAGAAGGGCAAGAUUCUGCUGGUGAAUGGUGAAUGAAUUCUUGUAUAUAAAUCAUAUACAGUACUUUACUGUAGCAUAUAACCAUGGAAAGUUUUAGUGGAUAUUAUUAUGAUGUGUUCAUGGAAUUAUAUCUCGACAUAGCUGUUAUUAAGAUCUUCAGUACUUGAGCUGAUUAUUCCUAAACUACAAAACCACAAUGUUUGAUGUAUACAAUACACUUGCAUAUUCAAACAACCAUCAAGACUCCCCAUAUAAGGUUAAAGAUAGUUUUGUUUGGAAGUAAGUUAUUAUUGCAUGCAAGAACCUCUAUAAUAUUUACCAGAACAUCUCCAGAUGUGACACUUCUGAAUCUUUUCAGAUAUGAAGUGAUGAAUUUAAAGUAUGUUAUAUUACUGUUCAGGAAACAAGGAAUAUCUGAACACACACACACACACACAUAUACUGUACCUCCUUGUUCCUUAAAUCUGAUGAGCACAGUUGCACAACUUAUAUGUGGAUGGGUGAUAAAGUAUUUCCAGUAAUAAUAUGAAAGGGCUGUAGGCUAUAAUUCUAAGAAGAUAUUCAUCCAAGGAGCUUACAUCAGGUUCUGAAAAAUUGUUAAAUAUAAGACCUUGCAAUUGUGGCCAUUCACAAAUGUUAUUGUUCUCCAGAUAAUAUCGUAUGACCUCUGUUAAAUUUUAUUAAGUUAAUGCAUUCCAUAAGACAAUUUACUGUUAAAGUGCUCAAUAGAUUUUUCUUCAUGUUGCUCUCAAUUGUUAUUUGUAUAAUAUAGAUUUUAAGAAGUGCAUUUUUCUUUCAAGAUGAAACUAAGCAUUCCAUUAUGUUGAUCACUGGCAUUUGUACAUUACUGUAAUUUAAAGCUUCUUAUAAAUGUGUAUAUGACUUAAUGGUGCAGUUAUUUGUUAUGUUUACAACUAGCUAUUUGGUUGUGUUUUGUCCUUAGCUUAUAUUCUCUAGUCUGGAGUGCAUAAUCUCAAAUUCUGAAACGUUACUUGAAGUGGUAAAUGUAUACGUUCUGACUUGUAAGCCAUUGAACGACCGGUAUAGUACCACUAGUUUGUAAUGAAGGCAACUAUUAUCAGUAGUAAUUACUGAUGUAUUUAUUCUUCAAAAUACCUCUUAAUUAAACAUUGUAAAUAUCAUCCUAAGUACAUUCUGUUUCUUAUCAUUCAUAGUACCUACUGGAAGGGAGUGAUUCUCACUAUUCAUUUCGAUAUUCACUCCAGUGAUGCCAAGUUAUCAAAUAAUGUUUCAGGAUUCGGGCAUAACCUCAAAAUGUUCAUACCCCGUCUGUUCAUUAUCAAGGAAGUUAAAGCACACGAACAAGAUACAACUGUUACUGUUAAUAAAUUAAAAAAAAGGAUGUAAAGCAUAUAUCUGGAGUGGUCAGUACUUUUUUCAGUACUGUAUGUUUUAGCGGUAAAGAUUACUUGCUUUCAGUAGAAAGAAAAUGGAAUACUCUUGAAUUAAAGGAUGUUUUUGUAAUUGAAAAUUUAUUGAUUUAUUGUAUAGAUAAUGCUGGUCAUACCAGUUAAUAUUUUGUGUUAAUUUUUAAUGGUAGAAAAUGCAACCAAGGAAAGUAAAACUUGCAGUAUAUAUUAUUGGGGCUUAUAAUAUUUUUGUUACCAUGCAUCUCCUAAGAUGUUGUGCACAGGCUUCUGUUAAUGAGAUUUUUUUUUGUAUGUUCAAACAAAGUUUUCAGUAUUGAAAUGAAAAGCCUGCUUUAUUUUCAGUCUGACUUUGGCAGCUGUCUAUAAUAAUAAUAAUAAUAAUAAUAAUAAUAAUAAUAAUAAUAAUAAUAGUUAUGAUAACUUCACUACAAAAUAUAUGCUGUCUUUAUUUUUAAAGGAAAUUGUGAGAAAAGACAACUUAUAUAAUACAGUAUUCAAAAUUUAGGUGUUGGUGUUUGAUGCCUCCAUUAUAAGUUUUUUGUAAACAAAGUUAUCAUGUCACUUUAAUAUACUACUGAUUUUUGACGAAGUAUUGGUUGCACGAGAUCUGCCAAGUACCUGUGUAUGAUACUGAUGUUCUGAAAAGUCUUGCUGUGGAUGAGGAGUCCAGGUUAAGCUGCUCUGAUAGGGUUGAUAACUAUGAAGUGUACAUCUAGCUGUCUCAUUAUACAGUACUUUAUAUUCUAUACUGUACUUCCAUGACUUUUUAUUAAGUCUUAAAAAAAAUGUUAUACUGUACAAGCAUAUUUCAAUUAAAAUGUUAGUACCAGCAGUAGAUAAAAAUACUCACAAGAUUCUGCACACAUGGUGUAGUGUAACAAAACAUGCCACUAGUGAACUACGGAACAGUGAGGGAACACUAUGUUAUCUUCCUUUAUGCUGAGCCCAGAUAGGUCUUGUGUAGAUAUAUGUGUGGGUCGUGUGGUCUGUGGGUUAGAUGAAUGCAUCUAAGAAAUUUCAGUGUGUGAAAGGCAGCAAAUGAAAUUUUUAUUAAAAAUUAUAAAUUGUGUUCCUGUAAUUUUUGUACUCGGAUGUUACAGAUCCAGGAAAAGUAUGUACCUCUUAUUUAUAUUUUUUGGUAAUACAGACUGAGAAACGUUACUGCAGUAUGCAAGUUUCACACGUUAAAUGGAAUUUUUUUUUAAGUUAUAUAGCUUACGAGCUUCUAAAAUUUGGGUGGAAUGAAUUUGAUCGUUCAAUAAUUCAUUCAACUGGAGUAAAUAUUAAAAUACCAGUGUUAAAUUCUAUUGUACAUAUGAUGUAAAUUUUAGAGUGUGAGUAGGUUUGGAUAUACAUACCCUGUAUAUACUGUAUUCCAGAUAUUUUUUGUCUCAUGUUCAUAGCCAAUUAUGUAUAGCACUGUGUUUAUUAAGCUUCAUUACAUUAUCUCCUUUUCCAGUUUAAAAGGACUCAGUGAAUCAUCUGUAUAUUCAUCUUCUUAAAAGCCAGUUCUGGGAAACUCUUUAUCAAAUUGCCUAUCAAGUCAUCUGCCUUUAUGGCAGGUUUAUGAAGUGUCAUAAAUCUUUAGAAGUGCAAGGCAAAUUUUUUUUUUUGAAGUUCUUCUCUUCAAAUACUACACUGCUGUUCUUUUUCUAUUUAUUUAAUAAAAGAAAGUGUUAUAAAUAUUGAAAAUGUAAUGGUGCCAAAUUCAGUUUGAGUUGGCAGCGGUGAUUUUCCCAAUAUUUGUAUAAAUUAUGUAAAAUCGCCUCUUUCUUACGGUUCUUUGUCUCUCAUUUCUCAGUUGUCUAUAAGGGUACAAUGAAAGUGACUUAACAAUAUACACAGCUCCUUUACUUAGCAUUCCUUUCUCUUAUGUUACAUCUUUUCUUGUUAUCUUUCCCAGUUCUUACAAGUUAUCUUAACACGAUUUUUGGGUUUAGAGCUUAACAUUAUUGUAUUGUUAUUAUUAUCUAUUCAUGAUUUCAUAAACUUCACCCUCCCAGGUCCCUUAUUUAUUAACUCUUCAUUCACAGUUCAUUUACUCAGCUUAUUACUGGUCAACUUCUGGCAUACCAUAAUUGCUAUCCUUUCCUUGGCUCCUUUCCAUGUCAUAUCUACACCACUACCUUCCUUUUUUUUGGGUGGGGGGGGGGCUCACUUCUUUCCCUUAUAUUAUAGAUGCUGGUCAGUACUUUCUUCAUUAAUCACCUUUCAUGAUGCUAUAUUAUUUUCUUCCCUCUCUAUCUUUAAUUUUCCUCUUUUCCAUUUUUUUUGUCCCCCCCCCCUCCUCCCCACUUCAGUAUCCCAGAAUUACCAUGCCAAUCAUGUGUCUGUUCUGGAAAAAUACUCUACCUUCAAAAUAAAAUGAAUGUGAAAUACAAA